AUGUAUCCUAGAGUCGAUGUCAGUACCAACUUUGCUCAACACGUUAAGGUCCAUCUAUUCGCGACCGAGUGGAUGAUGGACGAGCUGCAAGCUUUGUCAUUGCACUUAUUACACCGAGAUCUCUGUAACGUCAAGAUCACAGACGGAUCUGUGAAGAAUACCUGCGCCAUGAUUCGAGAAGUCUACAAGCGCACUGCGCCAGCCGACACCGAAUCUGAAGGGGUGGGAGCUGAGUUGCGAGAGCUCGUCCGCGACUUCGCCAUCAAGUGUCGGAAAUGUCUGUUGAAGGUCGAAGCUUUCAAGGACUUGCUUGAGGAGGGCGGAGCCUUUGCACUCGAGUUCAUAGAAGAUAUUGUUGGCAUGGACGACCUGCCCCUCUCCUAG
Cyphellophora attinorum is the source of this 384-nucleotide messenger RNA. RefSeq lists its product as uncharacterized. The record is from RefSeq and is a predicted model, not a curated record. The transcript has a single exon. NCBI's taxonomy places the organism in Eukaryota, Fungi, Ascomycota, Eurotiomycetes, Chaetothyriales, Cyphellophoraceae. Bases 1 to 384 code for a protein of 127 amino acids.